This is a messenger RNA of Australozyma saopauloensis, 732 nucleotides long. RefSeq names its product Rot1p (gene ROT1). NCBI's taxonomy places the organism in Eukaryota, Fungi, Ascomycota, Pichiomycetes, Serinales, Metschnikowiaceae. The coding region runs from base 1 to 732 and encodes 243 amino acids. Gene Ontology annotation, cellular component: endoplasmic reticulum membrane; endoplasmic reticulum. The transcript has a single exon. Gene Ontology annotation, biological process: budding cell apical bud growth; 'de novo' protein folding. The record is from RefSeq and is a predicted model, not a curated record.
AUGUUGUCUUUCCUCCAUUUCCUCCCCUUUCUCGCCAUUCUAAAUGGUGUUUUGGCUGACCCAAGCAUGGCUGAGUUGGAAGGUACCUGGACUUCCAAAUCGAACACCGUCUUCACCGGCCCGGGCUUCUACGACCCGGUUGAUGAGCUCUUGAUCGAGCCUGCCUUGCCAGGAAUCUCCUACUCUUUCACAGCCGAUGGACACUAUGAAGAGGCAAUGUACAGAGUGAAAUCCAACCCUCAGAACCACUCGUGUCCUAUUGCAUCUAUUACAUACCAACAUGGUACUUAUCAGCUCUUGGCCAACGGAAGUUUGGUCCUCACACCGAUCGCUGUCGACGGAAGACAACUUUUGAGUGAUCCAUGUAACAUUAGCCCUAACCACGCUCAAUACCAAAGGUACGUGCAACCCACUUGGUUCAAGACCUACCAGGUGAUGGUGUCGCCAUACUAUGGUAGAAUGAUGCUCCAGAUUUACCAGUUCGAUGGCUCUAUGAUGCAGCCCUUGUACUUGGCUUACAAGCCUCCAAUGAUGUUGCCUACCAACGCCUUGAAUCCAACGGAUAAGUCCAGUGAAACUUCUUCCUCUUUGAGCAAAAGAAUGAAGAGAUCUUUGGAGAAUCAAUACAGAACCAAUGCCGUGAGAGACUACUCCAAUCCGCUUUUUGAUUUGAUUUGGUGGGGUGCCGUCGGUUGUUUGGGUUUGGGCUCUGCUGUGUACAUUAUUCGCUAA